AGUGCCAGGGCAGGCUGAGCCAGAGUUCUAUAAAUUGCAAAUCACUAGGCCCAAUCUGCAAUUUUGUCUAUAGACCUCUCUCUCUCUCUCUCUCUCUCUCUCUCUCUCUGAGAUCUCGAUCUCGAUCGGGUUGCUGGCUAUAGGAUUAUUGCAAAGCGUAGCUAGGAGCUUGAAGAGUAAUCGUGAUCGGCUCUAUUCUGUCUGUGAUUUUGGCGGAGAUUAACUUAUCAACACGAUGGUUGCUUCAAUUGCUGCCUCUGUCUUCUUCCCUACUCCAUCCUCUUCUUCUCGGUCUUCUUUGAAGAACUCAAAGACCAUUAAUGAAGGUUCCGAGUCAUUGAAUGUACUGGGUAUUGCAGCCAAACCUGCAUCAUCAUCCAAAGCCAUGCAGGUUAAGGCCGAAGCACAGACUGUUCCUAAGAUCAAUGGAUCAAAGGUUUACUUGAAAUCUGAAACCCUGAAACUUGAGGAAGAUGCACCUUCUACAGUUCCAAGAACAUUUUAUAAUCAAUUACCCGACUGGAGCAUGCUACUUGCCGCCAUCACAACUAUUUUCUUGGCAGCAGAGAAGCAAUGGACCCUCCUUGAUUGGAAGCCAAGGAGGCCGGACAUGCUUGCAGAUGCGUUUGGCUUAGGGAAGUUUGUUCAGGAUGGUCUUGCUUUCAGACAGAACUUUUCCAUUAGAUCAUAUGAGAUUGGAGCAGAUCGCACAGCUUCUAUAGAGACGUUAAUGAAUCACUUACAGGAGACGGCACUUAACCAUGUCAGAGUUGCAGGCCUCAUGGAUGAUGGUUUUGGUGCUACACCAGAAAUGUCUAAAAGAAAUCUUAUAUGGGUCGUGGCUAAAAUGCAUGUUCUUGUAGAAAAAUAUCCUUCAUGGGGGGAUGUUGUUCAAGUAGAUACUUGGGUUAGUCCAUCUGGUAAAAAUGGGAUGCGGCGCGAUUGGCAUGUCAUUGAUUGCCAAACUCGUGAAACUAUCGUAAAAGCUACAAGUGUAUGGGUAUUGAUGAAUAAAACGACCAGAAAGCUGUCUAAAAUGCCAGAUGAAGUCAGGGCAGAAAUAGGGCCCUAUUUCCUGGAGCGUGCUGCUGUUUUAGAUGAGGAUAGCAGAAAGCUUCCGAAGCUCGAUCAUGAUACCGCUCAUUAUGUUCGUAAAAACUUAACUCCUCGCUGGGGUGACCUGGAUGUUAAUCAACAUGUGAACAACGUCAAGUACAUUGGAUGGAUUCUUGAGAGUGCUCCCACUUCCAUCCUGGAGAGCCAUGAGCUUGCAGGCAUGACUUUGGAAUACAGAAGAGAGUGCGGAAAGGACAAUGUGCUUCAGUCUCUGACCUCUGUCUCAACCGAGUGCUCCGAUGUGUCGCCACCAGAUGCCGGCAUGGAGUGCGUGCACCUUUUGCAGCUCGAGAGCGGCAAUGAGAUCAUUAGAGGACGUACAAGGUGGAGGCCAAAACGAUUGUAGGAUUUCCGUGAGCGAACGAUGCACCAAAACCAAGCUGAAGUUGAUCUUCUGCUGCUAGGUCUCUUCCAUCUACCUCUAAUCAUGGCAAGAUUGGGAGUUGUUUGUGGAAAACUAGCAACUCUAACUGAUAUUUUCUCUGAAACUAAAAGGUGGAGAGAGUAGUAUUAUAUAUGUCAUUCUUUGUUUGUACUUUUAUCAUUUUUUUUCCUUCUUCUUAUUAUUAUUAUUCUAUGUCUCUCUAUAUCAUCUCAUAACUUGUGGUCUCAUUCCUGAAGCCUUAUGUAUGUAAUUAAUCGUAAUGUUGUUAUAUUGUUUAUCCUUUUAAUGGUUUUUACCUUUGCUGUUUAGGAGGCCUAUAAAA
Messenger RNA from Phalaenopsis equestris, 1823 nucleotides. Its product is annotated as palmitoyl-acyl carrier protein thioesterase, chloroplastic-like. The transcript is spliced from 7 exons. Gene Ontology annotation, molecular function: acyl carrier activity; fatty acyl-[ACP] hydrolase activity. Gene Ontology annotation, biological process: fatty acid biosynthetic process. NCBI's taxonomy places the organism in Eukaryota, Viridiplantae, Streptophyta, Magnoliopsida, Asparagales, Orchidaceae. The coding region runs from base 236 to 1462 and encodes 408 amino acids. The record is from RefSeq and is a predicted model, not a curated record.